UAGCCGUUAGCUCCGAAGCCCGCACAACAGCAACAAAAACAGGCUGACGGAGUAGAUAAACCCGGUGAAGAGGAGGACAUGAGUCCUGGGGAGGACCAUCGGGAAGCGCGGUGACCAGACAGAGACUCUGCCACCGCUUUAGCCCAUUUUCAGGACCAUGCCCUCAGGCCUUUCUUUCCUCCACUUUUAGAGACAGAACCACUUAUCCAAGAUGGGCUUUGGUCGGGAUCUGAUCAACUCCCAUGAGGGUUUACUGAAGCUGCAGGACUGGGAAUUGAAGAUGCUGGAGACGGUGAAACGCUUCAUGACGUUGCGGGUGAAGAGCGAUAAAGAGUAUGCCGCCCUGCUGCUCAGCCUGACUCAGCAAACCGAGAAGCAGGAAGCUGCUGACUAUGUGAGCACAGUCAGCAAGUCGUGGUCACAGGUAAUUCGUCAGACGGAAGCGUUAGGUCGUAUUAUGAGGAGCCAUGCAGACGAUCUGAACUCAGGCCCACUGCACCGCCUUGCUACGCUGAUUCGGGAUAAGCAACAGGUGAAAAAGAGCUAUCAGAGUCUUCAUCAGCAGCUGGAGAGCCACAACCACAAGGUAACCAAAAGUGACCUGGAGAAGCUAAAGACCUCCUAUCGUCAACUGAGCCGUGACGCCAACAAUGCCAAAGAGAAGUACCGAGAGGCAUUAUCCAAAGGCCGGGAAGCUGAGCGUGCCCGUGAACGCUACGAUAAAGCCACAGCAAGACUUCACAACCUCCACAAUAACUACGUAUUGGCAGUGUGUGGUGCACAAACACAGCAGGACAAACAUCGUCAGCAGGCGGCGCCCGCACUGCUCGAUGCGCUGCAGAGGAUGCAGGAGGACAUGACGCUGGCACUUAAAAGUAUUCUGGAGGAGUACUAUGAGAUCAGCAGCCUGCUGACAGAAGAGAUCGUUAAAGUCCAUCAAGAGAUUUCAGCGGCUGUUCAGCAAAUUGAUCCGCUUGCAGAGUACCAGCACUUCAUUGACGCUUACAGGUCUCCAGUGCCCCCAGAGGCAAGCGUGGAGUUCGAUGCGUCUUUAUUGGAUGAGACGGAUAACAUCCCAGCCAAUGAGAUCCUGUGGAACACGCUGACAGCGGACAGCUUGCAGAACACGUUAUCAUCAAAGACAGAGGAGCUGAUGCUGACUCAAAAGAACCUACAGGAAAAGGAGACAUUAGCCAACGACCUGGAGACCAGGAUCCAGACAAGUCAGCAGAGUGCCGAGAGGAAGAGCGACUGUGUCCUGCUGCUGAGUCAGAAACUAUCCCUCCUCGAGCUUCGUCAUACUGUCCAAUCGCUGCGCAGCUCUGAGGCUUGCCUCCUCUCCCAGAAGGCAUUGCUGGAUGCGAAGAUGACCGCUGCGGUUGCUUCCCCACCGCCGCCAGCACUGCCAGUGCUGCAAUAUGAGGAUGACACUCGUUCAGUCUCAUCAACUGACAAGAUGAAGGAGAAGAGCUCUCGGUUCGACACUCUGCGUUACUCGUUGGCUGGUAUUAUCCGAUCUCCUAAAUCCAUGCUGGGCUCCUCCACCUCGCAGCAGUUCUUUGACGUGAUUCCCACGUCAGAGCGCCCCCUUGCAGAGCAGGAGUGGUACCAUGGAGCCAUCCCCCGCACAGAGGCUCAGGAGUUGCUACGACAACAGGGAGACUUCCUGGUAAGGGAGAGUCAUGGUAAACCUGGCGAGUACGUCCUGUCGGUGUUUUCUGACGACCAGAGGCGGCACUUCAUCAUCCAGUACGCUGAUAGUCAAUACCGGUUUGAAGGGUCGGGCUUCCCCACUAUUCCUCAGCUCAUCGAGCAUCACUUCUCUACCAAACAGGUCAUCACUAAGAAGUCCGGAGUCGUUCUGAUGAACCCUGUCGUCAAGGACAAGAAGUGGAUCCUGAACCAUGAAGAUGUGGGGCUGGGAGAGCUGCUGGGAAAGGGUAACUUUGGAGAGGUCUUUAAAGGAACACUCCAACGCGACAAAAUGCCUGUGGCUGUCAAGACAUGUAAAGAAGAUUUACCUCCAGAGCUGAAGAUCCGGUUUCUGUCUGAGGCCAGAAUCCUUAAGCAGUAUGACCACCCCAACAUUGUGAAGCUGAUUGGUGUUUGUACUCAGAGGCAACCCAUCUACAUCGUCAUGGAGCUGGUUCCUGGGGGAGACUUCCUGUCAUUUCUGAGAAAGAAGAAAGAUGAACUAAAGACAAAGCAACUAGUUCGCUUUGCCGUGGAUGCUGCUGCCGGCAUGGCAUACCUGGAGAGUAAAAACUGCAUUCACAGGGACCUGGCGGCCAGGAAUUGUCUGGUUGGAGAAAACAAUGUGUUGAAGAUCAGUGACUUUGGGAUGAGUCGGCAGGAAGAUGAUGGAGUUUAUUCUUCAUCUGGACUCAAACAGAUUCCUAUCAAGUGGACUGCACCUGAGGCACUGAACUAUGGUCGCUACAGCUCAGAGAGUGAUGUAUGGAGCUAUGGGAUACUUCUGUGGGAGACCUUCAGCCUGGGGGUGUGUCCCUAUCCAGGAAUGACCAAUCAGCAGGCUCGAGAACAGGUGGAGAAAGGCUACAGGAUGUCGUGUCCUCAGCGUUGCCCUGACGAUGUGUACAAAGUGAUGCAGCGCUGCUGGCAGUACAAUCCAGAGGACCGGCCCAAGUUCUCUGAGCUGCAGAGAGAUCUUGCCGCCAUUAAAAAGAAGUGAGUGGAGCUAGCCACGCCCUGAGCAGCCUCAACUCCUGCCUGUCUGUAAAGAGUAGGUGGGGCCUGACCUGACUGACUGUUCAGGAAGUGGUGUCACACAUGGGGUCCUGGUUUCCAUCAAACUUGCAGCCACUUCUCGUCAGAUGGUACACAGGUGUACAAGUGUGUUGUUACCAAAGAAACGGGCAACAAGAUGUUAAGAAACACUAAAGAAACCCUGCAGAUGUAAACCAAAUACACACCACAGAGGUAAACAAACGGUAAAACGGUGCCUAAAUAAACAAACACUGCAAAAGUAAACAGACACUACAGAGGUGAACAAAUAAAACAGCUCUAAGUUUCAAAAAGGUUGGUUUUUUUUUUGUUCACAAACAUUUUUUAUAUAAACAAAAUGUGAAGAAAUGCCACUAAGCCCCACCCUCUGAUCUCCUUGACUGUAACCAUGGCAACAGAAGGUUCCAUGUUAAAGCUCCUUCCUGUUUAUUUUAUCUUUUGUUCUCCUUUAUUUAUUGUUUUAAUUUACGGCAGCCAGCUGUCAGUCACCUCAGGCCCCGCCCAGUCUGUCUUUGACUGGUAAAGUUUCCAUUUUACUUUCUUUUGGUUGUCAUGGUAACUGACAGAUCAUGAUUCCUGAUUGGUUGGUAUCAUUUCCUGGGUUGUGUAAGGACAGAGACUAAAUGAGCUCAGAGCACCCCCUACUGUCCUUGUAAAUGAACUCCAAUGUUUUGAUGUUUUCAGCACUAAUCGUUUGUCUUUUAUAAACUUGUUAUAAAAUAUUUGUAUCAUUUAUAAUGAAAAUAAAUCAUAUGACUGCA
Messenger RNA from Girardinichthys multiradiatus, 3506 nucleotides. It is a transcript of the gene fer, whose product is annotated as fer (fps/fes related) tyrosine kinase. The record is from RefSeq and is a predicted model, not a curated record. Gene Ontology annotation, biological process: cell adhesion; chemotaxis; peptidyl-tyrosine phosphorylation. The transcript has 20 exons. Gene Ontology annotation, molecular function: ATP binding; non-membrane spanning protein tyrosine kinase activity. Bases 212 to 2692 code for a protein of 826 amino acids. Lineage: Eukaryota; Metazoa; Chordata; Actinopteri; Cyprinodontiformes; Goodeidae.